GUCAAAAGUCUUAAUUGCCUGGCGUCCUCACGGCUCCAUUGCUCCAUCCACCGAGGUACCUCUUCCUCCACCGCUGCUGGCCUCAUCGCAGCAAGGGACAUCGUCGGAUCACAAUCCUACACUCUUUUCCGGGUUCUGUUGUUCUUGUUGGGUUUUGGUCCUUUUUUUGGUCCUUUUUUUGUCCUGAUUUUCAGCCGUCAUUUUCAAUUUUCUUGGUUUCAAAUGCGAUUGUCACCGUCCUACUCGAGGUGACGCUUCGCUCGUCUCAGGAGGCAGUCCGUCUGCACCCUCCACCCCCCCAAACUGGUCAACACGGCAGAAUGUCAUCUCCAGCCGUGUUGUCCACUUUCUUGAGCUCUCUGCCACCGAGACCGCCGACCCCACCGCGUGAGGCGCACCAUGAGGCUGCAGCUCCCAUCAGAGUUUCGUUGGGCUCCAUCAAUACCCGAUUGAGUAUACACACACCGCCCGGCUUUCAGUCGCCCACCUCCUCGAUCGCCGAAACCUCGACUUCCCGACGAAUUCGGAAAAAGGUUGGCUUCUCUGCCCAAGCCGAGUACAAGGAGCCGCCCGUCUACCUCGACGGUGAGGGGGCGAGACAGCAUCCGACUCCCGUGUCCCUGUCACGAAGCGCAUCGAAGCCCGUCAAGUCGAUCCUCAAGGUCACCGCCAACGCGCAGAACCUCCUCGACUCAACAGCCGGCGCUGGCUGUGAUUCGCCAAACUCCCAACUCAACCUUGUCGCCAUGUUGGAAUCCACCCUGCAGCAACUCGCCGGCGGCGACCGCGACUCGAAGCUCGACGCCUACCUGAUGCUGACACGAGCAUGGAAGGCUUCCAACAACCUCCCAGACAGGGUAGCUCUGCAAGAGAAGAUGACACUCUUUACCCAGUUCAUGCAGCGGGAUAUUGUGGCGAAGACGGUAGAAGGAAACCUCGAUACCUCUCUCGUUAACCACGCGCUCAAUCUACUCAACACGUUCCUGCACUUUCCCGCCAUAUCCUCGACAAUAUCCAACGAUUUUGGCGUCUUCAUCAUCGACCACUGCAUCCGCUCGUUCGAGGAUGUCUCGACCCCGAAAGACACUGCCCGCCGCCUCAUGCAGGCCAUCUCGUUGCAGAACUUCUCCCCAAAAGUCAUGACCGCGGACAGAAUAGGGAGGUUGGUUUCGUCACUUCACAACAUCGAGGAACACUUGAAGGGAAAGAGCAUUGUUUUGUCUCGAAUUCUGAUCUACCGGAAACUGGUUCAGCAGUCCAAGCAACUCAUGAUCGUUCAUUCAGACUGGCUGCUCGACAUGUUCACGGAUAUGCUGAGCAGCCUAAAGGAUAUCCGCUCGGCUGCCAUCUCCCUCGGGUUGGAAGCAGCUUUCAGCAUCGGCCACGAAAAGCAGCUCUCGCGGAAGGUCAUGGAGAUUUUCAACCUCUCACACGAAGACAAGCGGUAUAUCCAGUAUUACGAGGGAAGGCUCAAGGUAAUGUCCAAGGACAAGCACGAAUCGGCCAUUGUUCCCGAAAUAUGGAGCGUCGUCAUCCUUCUCCUUCGUAUUCGGAUCGACAAGUGGGAGUACACCGGCCCCUGGCUUCACGUCAUUCAAAACUGUUUCAACAGCGCCGACUUUCCGACCAAGAUUAGGGCCAACCAUGCGUGGGCUCGCCUCGUCUACCUCAUGCACCUCGACGACCGGGCAUUGCCGAAGAACUUAGCAACUCUGACAACUCCUCUCGUCAGUCAGCUGAGACGGAAAGGUUCCGGGAAAACCUCAGCGGAACUGAGGCAGGCGGUUUUGGGCGGUAUCUGCAACCUGUUUUACUACGCCUUCAAACCCAACACAAAUUCCAUGCUCUUGGAUACCUAUUGGGAUACCAGUGUCCGGCCUGUCCUAGCAAAGCUACUCGAUCCGGCCGCCGAGGCUGCUGAUGACAACCUUCAACAGGGCAGUGCCAUUCUCGGCGGUCUUUUCGACUGUACAACGCCGCGAAGAUGGAUUGGAGACCAUAUCAUGGAGUCUUCGCUCGUGAAGCCGGAAGAGCUCCCACCAAUCGACUCAAAAUGGAUUAGGCACAAUACCAACCGGGUGUUCGGCGUGGUUGAGCCCAUUCUUGAGUUGGAUUUUCUUGCCCUCGCCAGAACUGACAGCCCAACUUGCCGCCUUUGGCGGACCUUGGUUUCGACGGUCGCCUCGGCAGCGGCCAAGGAAAUCAAAGUCUCGAGGGAUACAGCUCUCUUCGUCGCAGGAGCGCUUGGUGCUUUACAGAAGGUCUGGAAGCGGGGCUUGUUGGGCCAGGAAGAGGCCGAACGCAGCGUAUCAGACUUCCUUCUCUCUGCGCGGACCUACUUGGAAGUCAUGGUCAACUCCCUCGGCCUUCUCCCUUUCACAGAGAAAACCGGAAAACACCAGGCAUCUGCCAAGGCGCCUAUUUACACGCUCUUCUCGAUGCUCUCGACCUUGCCACCGGGUGUUUCCGAUGACAAUGAUUAUGCAGUGUUCUUCCGUCUCGUUUUUGCUCCCUUUUUCGCCUCCAAAGCAGACAAAGCAAGAAUGGAUAUCGCCCAAGACUUGAUGUCGACCAUCCCCAUGGAUGCUCCUCGGCCCUAUGGACCUUGGUUGUUGGUGGCUGAAAACAUCUCCGGUUGGCUGGAGCCUAAACACAACAGUCAUCACUCGACUGGCUCUGCAGGAGAGACCCCGGUUGGACAUGACUACCGUGAUGUCGUCAAGGUCCUCGAACGCGGCAUCAAGUCAACGCCCAACCUUCCGCCGAAGCACUGGGAGUCUCUAUUCUGUGCAGCUUAUGAGCGGGUGCGCGAGGAAACCGGAGACGCCGGAGCGGCAAUGGUGGUCAUUGAACCCCUGGCCAAGGUUACAGCUGAGCAACUGGUAGCUCGAGGGCUAGCUGUUAACUCGCUCAGCUGUAUCAAAGUUGUGACCGAGCUGAUCUCCGUUGCUACGCAACCACGGGACAAGCAAGCUGUUGAUGCCGCCCGAAAGCGACUUUGGGGCACGACCCUGGCUGGGUCCCGCGCCUCGUCCUUUGACACUCUCGACAACCUUUACAAAGCUGUCAACGAUGUUUUGGAUUCGUCAUACAACAACUUCACCGCUGUUGAUCCGGAUCUUGUUUUGCAGCUCUUCAAGGAGCUCGGUGGCUUCUUUGACAGGUGCAACCGCGAACUGUUUUUGAGGGCGAUGAUCGCUUUGCAGGAUGGUCUCCUUCCCUGGUUUCAAGACACGAAACGGCUACUCAGUAGUCAGACCAACACUGUGUUUACGGCAACAAAAUCCCUUUGGGACAAGCUUUCCCAUCUGAUCAGUGACCUCGAACAUCCCGAGCAGCAGCUACAAUGCCUUGAACGGUUUUUCUGCGCCUCAUUCACCUCGUGUCACCGAACCAUUGCCAAUCCCACCAUCUCCUUGUGGAACAGACUCUUCGAGAAGGCCGAGCACCUGGAAUAUCCGGAACAACUCAAAGCUGCCCUUGUGCAGAUGCAACUCCAUGCCGAUAUUGUAUUGCCAGGAUUGGAAACAUCAAGUGUUGAGCAUGCUGGACAGCAGCUGUCUUUCGUUGACUCAUAUGAGGAUUUCAGCUUCCCCAAAUUCCCUUCCACGCGAUCCAACAGCCGAAGGGGCACUCCACGGCCGAGCUCAUCUCACUCCAAGUCGCCUACCGCCACCACGUUUGCUGCGAAGCAGCUCGAUAAAUCUCCUCAGAGGAAGCCGGCCACAAGCAGUCGCUACACCACAACCCCUCGGCUAAGGCACGACGACUCGCAGGUCCAGUUCGCAGCGAUUGGGCCUUCGUCUGCCGUGGGUAGCCCACUUGAGUCUCAGGUUCUGACGGAGCGGCAAAAGGAGAUCCGUGAGCGACAGCGGGAAAAUGCGUGUCUCUUCUCCGAGAUCCGGUCCAGCCCGGGUGUGAAGGCGAAGGAAACAGAUCAGCAGAUGCUCCCAGUGGCCCCCCAAUCACGGCAAGCUACCACCCCGGAGCCCGAAAUAGGGUUUGACGACUAUGUCUCGUCAACUCCUACGCCUCGUCGCGGCCAGCUGCUGGUCAUGCCGGAGCAUGAUAUGACGGAUCCACCUUCAUCACCCCCAGAGUUGAGAGGAAAUCCGCUAGCAGCCGAGAUAAGAUCGAGGUCUGCUAGUCACAAUCUCCUCGAAGAGUGGCAGUUUUCUUCCUCGCCAGUUUCCGGGUCGCCGAAUCCAAACCGACUUGGGGUUGUGGCCGACCCUUCGAGCCAGCGGGGCUACGCCAGUGUUGUCAACCUGCCCGAGGUACUUAGCAGCCCAGCAAAAGCAGAAUACGAGACGGAGCCGCCAUCCACUGGGGGUGAGGUAGUUGAGGAUAGUAUGGUUUUUGAGCCUGUGGGGGUGUCUAUAGCCCCGAAACCAUCGGACACCCCAGCGGACAAAGGUCCAUCUACGCCCCGGCGCUCCUCCCGGCUGUCCCAGAGGACCCGGGGAACCCCGACAACAAAGUCUGACGGCGAGGAGUUCGUGGACGCGCCAACCAGCCCACAGUCGCCGACCCCCAAGCAGGAAGAGAGACCCACGAAAGCAAGCGAGGUGCUCGACGGUAAGCAACAGCACGUCAUCCCAGCAGGCACUACGUCUUUCGAUAUCAGCGAUGUCGAUGAGAGGAGUAUGCUCAGGCUGGUGGUUGAGCUGGACUCUGGUAAGGCUGACCGAUCAGAGUACCAACCUGCACCUUCUCUGUCCCCUGAGGGCAAGGGACCGAGGUCGCCCGUCAUCGACUGCAUUGUGGUUGGGGACAGCCCGCAGAAAGCUGAGCCGGCCCUACCGUCAAGGAAAACCAGAGCGAGCUCCACGGCGUCGGCAGUAUCGACUAGCGCCGAGGCGCAAAACAUACCGAGCUCGCAGUCCAAGGCGCGUGCCGGACGCCCAAAAAGAAAGCGGGCUUCUUCGAAGGCACAGGAAGCGGACCCAAAGAGGCAGCGGCAUGAUUCAGUCGAGAAGGAGGAGGAAAUGUCGAGCAGCCAAACGGCGACCGUUCAAGAUGUCGUUGUGGAAGUCUACGCGUCGGCUGAGAUGCGGACAGCCAUCUCUAAAGACGUCGGCAAAGACGAAACCCCCGAGGAGCGAAUUCCGAGCUCUUCGGCCGAGCCAUCGAGCCCGGAAAGUUUCAGCCAAGAGAGCGAGAGCGACUCUCAGGAACCUGUAGCGUCGGCAACCGUUGACGCCAUGGAUCUUGAAGCAGACGACCAGGACGUGCAAUCCCAGAUUGCACUCGAGCUCAGUCAACACCAAGUGGGAGAAGAGAGCAGUCUGGCGUCAGAGGAAACCUCCCCGGCGCUCAUCACCGCCGAGGAGUCGAUGCAGGUUGACAUUCAACACCCCACCAUCGAUGAACAAGAGGAUGGCAAGAUCGCCGAAAACACGGCGGAUGCUAGCACGAACGUAGAAGAACCCGCGACACCUGAGAUGAACCAGGCGCAAAGGAUGAUGGACCUGUUCCGAGGCGGGCUUAAUGAGCUGCGGUCGGCGCGGCUGUCAAGGGAGGAGGUUUACCAAAUCGAGGAUAUGUUUAUGGACAUGAGGAGGGAAUUGUAUGAAGCGGAGAGGCGCGGGCGAGCAUAGGUAAUCACAUUUGCAUGGGUCAAUGGCGUUUUACGGUUGGAUCGGUGUGCACGGGUCUGGUUUAUGAGGUUCGGUUAUGUGAAAGAAAGAGCGUUGGGAUAGCUUGCUGAGAUAUACGGUUACUAGCAGAAGGUUCAACGAAAUGGGAAAACACCUCGCGCGGCUGUCCCACGGGGCGGGGUUGGGAGGCGCGGUUACGAGUUUGACGAUGGAAACCCUCGCUUGCUGUGAAGUGAUACCCAGUCGUAUGAGAGAAGGUGGCUAUGAAGGCAACCAGAAACCUUGGCUUGAUUUGGACAUGGAGGUGGGCAGAAGCCUCGACCGGUCACUCCAUUGUGCAUGGUGGGGGCGCCCGAGGUCGACGGUGACAGCACAGAGAAUGGUGGCGGCGUUUCAGGUUAUGCGGCUGACAGCAAUUGGGAAGCACAGACUGACGGCGACGGCCGUUGGCGCGUUACACCCGACUAUCCCUUCACGGCAAGAAGGAAGCUGUGCCCG
Molecule: messenger RNA, 6098 nt
Organism: Chaetomium fimeti
Lineage: Eukaryota; Fungi; Ascomycota; Sordariomycetes; Sordariales; Chaetomiaceae
Product: Rap1-interacting factor 1 N terminal-domain-containing protein
Exons: 2
Coding region: 321-5600 (1759 amino acids)
Biological process (GO): telomere maintenance
Cellular component (GO): nucleus
Source: RefSeq, a predicted model, not a curated record